Hyalella azteca is the source of this 705-nucleotide messenger RNA. RefSeq lists its product as uncharacterized. Lineage: Eukaryota; Metazoa; Arthropoda; Malacostraca; Amphipoda; Hyalellidae. The transcript is spliced from 6 exons. The coding region runs from base 71 to 634 and encodes 187 amino acids. The record is from RefSeq and is a predicted model, not a curated record.
AAAAGACGUGGGGAGAUUGCAGGUCACUGCAUUCAUAAUCCUGAGGUUUGUACGCUGACAUCAAGAAGUUAUGGCUCGAUCUUCAUUUCUCGUUCUCAUGCUGGCUCUGGCCGGCGCUAAUGCCGCUAUUUUCUCCGCGUGCUCCCGUGCCCUGGGCCCGACCAUGAGUGAAGGCUUGGAGUUCCAGAAGGCGCAGUUGUCCUGUUACAUGAAGGAGAUUCAAGACCAAGCCACCACUACUUUUGUCAACAUGUUCCUUCCCAAGCCUCUGCAACUCAACCCAGACGGUGGCUUCUUCGGAGACAUGCCCUCGGGCUUCGAGGGCACUUCCCUCUGGGAGACGCUGAAGGAUCCCUCGCAGUUCUUUGAGAACAUGAACGUUAUUCCCGAUGCCAAGGAUCUUCGCAAAUGUGUUGCUGAUAAACUUGGAUUGAUUGGCUUUUCUUUCUUGGGAUUCUCAACCUUUGACGACCAAAAACUCCGGGAUCAAAUUUUGGCAAAGGUUAAAGGCACCGAUCUCGAGGCCAACGUCAAGAAAGGAAUCAGCAACUGCGGCAAAGUUUCGGACUUCAAGGUGUCCGAGUACAUGGACUGCAUCACAAGCUACUGCGAGACUGGGGAGGCUCCUCACUAAAAAAUAAUUAAUUGAGUCAAAAUGAUUGUGAUGACUCAUUGUUGAAAUCCAAAUAGAAAUGCAAAAAUAAA